This is a messenger RNA of Phaeoacremonium minimum UCRPA7, 2136 nucleotides long. RefSeq names its product putative cro1 protein. The coding region runs from base 1 to 2136 and encodes 711 amino acids. NCBI's taxonomy places the organism in Eukaryota, Fungi, Ascomycota, Sordariomycetes, Togniniales, Togniniaceae. The transcript has 3 exons. The record is from RefSeq and is a predicted model, not a curated record.
AUGACACUUGGGCGGUUAGCGGGACCUUGCCCCUCCAAAAGCGCAAUGGAGACUGUCAUUGAGACCGGAGGCAAGAAGCUGGAGGAGCUCGGGAGGGAGGACCAGACUCUGCUGCUGUUUGCGCGAUUAAUGGAAGGAGGGCAAGAAGACGACGAAACAUGCAGCGAGCUGGACAAGCUGACGAAGCUUCUGAGUGAUGAUCUGGAUGCAACAAAAAAGGGCGAGGAGUCGAUAUGUAAAGUCAUCGACGGAGACUGUGUCGACACUUUCGUCUGCUACCUGGACAUGAGGCAGACUGAGGUCGUCCGGGGCCACGCCACGCUUUUGACAUCUGCAUACCUCAAGGCAGCAGGAGACGACGGAUCGAAGAAGCUUUCAGAGUUCUUCUAUGCCAGAGUGAAGAGGGGCACUUACGAUGACUACAUCGUCGCUUUUUGUGUGGCGGCCGCCAUAUUUCCAAUCGUCCCGGAUCUGACUUCCGAACUGUUCCUCAGCGAGGGAUUUCUCUCCAGCCUCGGGCCGCUUAUGAGGCGGAAGUGGAAGAGCAGGAAGGUCGAAACGGCAUGCCUUGAGAUGCUGAACGCCGCAUGCAUGAAUACGCCAUGCCGAGAAGCUGUACAGAAAUACUGUGCAGAGUGGUUAGAGGAGAUCGUCGACCAAGAUGUCAACGACGCAGUCAAGAUGUACACAUCCGAUCCGGAUGUUCAGAUCACAGAAGGCUCGAUAUCUAUGCGGAGGCAUUCGGAGCAGGUUCAACACCUGGCAGCAGUCAUCUUGACCAAGAUAAGGGCAGUACAAGCACCGCCUGCGCCCGGACAAACUGAAGGGCGGAUUCAGCAGGCCAGUACGAGCAUUGAAGAGCUGUCGAAAAUGUUCACAGAUAUGCUUUUGAAGGAUCCGGAGCAUACGCGAAAUAACUCCGUGGAGGGCUUGGCUUAUGCCACCCUACAACCAACAAUCAAAGAGGAAGUCGCCAAGAACAAAGAUUUGCUCAAGAGUCUUGUGCAGACUUUGAAGGACGCACCGCCAAAGUCACCGCUCACGUACGGAGCUCUCAGUAUAUUCGUCAACCUCACUCGCUAUCAGCCAACCCAGUCGGAGGAAGAGAAGAGAAUGAAUCAGCUCAAGGCAUAUGCAAAUGCUGCAGGGAAGAUAGCACACAACCCUCUAAACGACAACGACCAUGUCUCUGAACGAUGCAAGCGGGUUUAUGAAGCAGGCAUCACCCCAGUACUAGUAUCACACAGCAAGAACGGUUCAGUCGCCUCACUAUCACUUAUUAUAGCCGUUAUCUACUCCCUCUCCAUGACACCAAGUCUCCGUGGUCAAUUGGCUCAGCAAGGAGCUGUCCGCCUCCUGAUAGCGGCAUGGACCGCCCUGCCGGAAAGUGAGAAUCAGUCACGGCGGGUGGCCGCCCAGGCCCUGGCACGCAUUCUCAUAUCGACAAACCCGUCUCUUGUCUUUGGAGGGACUCGCCCCACUCCUCAAAGCGCAGCCAUUCGACCUCUCGUGUCCAUUAUCGCGCCAGAUCCGAACGCUGAAACACGCGAUCUUCUUCCAACAUUUGAGGCGCUCAUGGCCUUGACUAACCUUGCCUCUACCGAUGAUGAUACCCGGCGCAGCAUUGUCCGGACAGCGUGGGCCGACAUAGAAGAUCAGCUGCUCUCUUCAAACCAUCUUGUCACCAAGGCAGCGGUAGAGCUCGUGUGCAACUUGGUGCAAACCGUCGAUGCCAUGGCCUUGUACGCCGAUGGCAGCGUCAAGGCCCGCGACCGGCUACACAUCCUGGUUGCGCUGGCCGACGCCGAGGACGAAGGCACUCGGAGCGGUGCAGGAGGUGCACUUGCCACACUGACAGGCGUCGAAGAUGUCGUCAGGGCCAUCGUGGCCCGCGACAGGGGCGUGGAGAUUGUACUUGGCUUGUGUGCCGACGACAGCGAGGAUCUCAGACAUAGAGGAGUUUUCGUACUUUACAAUAUGGUGUCUGCGGAGGGCGAGGCGGGUAGAUUGGCCAGAGAGAAGAUCAAGGCUUCCAAUGGCAUUGAGAUAUUAACCGAGAGCGCGAAGAAGAGUAGACGGCCAGAGGUGUUGGAUGUGACUGUCCAAGCACUCAAGGCACUGAUUGAAGAAAAUUGA